AGCGAAGUCUCGCGAGAAGAAGCAGUUGCAGUAGCGCAGCCCGCUGGCUCUGUGCGAGUGUGUGUGCGCGUGUGUGCGUGGUGUGUGGAUGUGUGUGUGAAUGUAAGCCGCCGCCGAAGCCGCGGACGGUUUGUUGAACCCGUUAGCGCUGCCGGCCGACACUCACGUUGCCGCCAUGUCCCGCUACCUGCGCCCUCCCAACACGUCUCUGUUCGUCAGGAACGUGGCGGACGACACCAGGUCUGAAGACUUGCGGCGAGAAUUUGGUCGUUAUGGUCCUAUAGUUGAUGUGUAUGUUCCACUUGAUUUCUACACUCGACGUCCAAGAGGAUUUGCUUAUGUUCAAUUUGAGGAUGUUCGUGAUGCUGAAGAUGCUUUACAUAAUUUGGACAGAAAAUGGAUUUGUGGGCGACAAAUCGAAAUACAGUUUGCACAGGGGGAUCGGAAGACACCAAAUCAAAUGAAAGCCAAGGAAGGGAGGAAUGUGUACAGCUCUUCACGCUAUGAUGAUUAUGACAGAUACAGACGUUCUAGAAGCCGGAGUUACGAAAGGAGGAGAUCAAGAAGUCGGUCUUUUGAUUACAACUAUAGGAGAUCUUAUAGUCCUAGAAACAGUAGACCGACUGGAAGACCACGGCGUAGCAGAAGCCAUUCCGACAAUGAUAGAUUCAAACACCGAAAUCGAUCUUUUUCAAGAUCUAAAUCCAAUUCAAGAUCACGGUCCAAGUCCCAGCCCAAGAAAGAAAUGAAGGCUAAAUCACGUUCUAGACCAAACUGCAGCUGGAAUACCCAGUACAGUUCUGCUUACUACACUUCAAGAAAGAUCUGAAAGCGGAAAAAGAACCAAAGAAGGGCAGUUCAAGCGACCAAAGGGUGGGUGGAAGGUGCUGCAGUAUGAAUACUGUACGAAUAUUUUGACUCUGGUCUGAAAAUAACAGAAUUAUCGAAACUACAUGGAAAUAAUUGAAGUCCCUUCAAGUUUGAAAGUAAGCAUUUUAGGACAAAUAAAAGGAAAUUCAACUUUGUACUUGUGGAAACUAACCCCUAAAGAUGAAUAGGUUUAUAUUGACUCAUGGGUAGCAAAUCCAUGAUAAGCUGUUGGGACCUAGGAUGUCUGAGUAUCAAGGAAGACAGCCAUAGCCUCUAACAGUGCCUGUACUGGUCUGUCUCAAACUGAAUCAGAUGGGAAAAGGUAUGGUCCAAUAUAAACUUUUUCUUGGUUGUCUUCUUGAAAAUCAGUUCCAUUUAUGCCAUUAUUGGCAGGCCUUGGCUUUGUUUAUUCCAGUGCCAGUAUUUUCUGCUUAACUUUUAUUGGCAUCUGAGUUUAUCUGUAUACCAUAUGCAGUUUACAUCUUCAACCACUCUUCCCAAGUUAAUUCCACUUAUACUUGACAUCUUACCUGAGGGCGCCCAUUUCGUCUCACCUCUUGCUUGAACCCUUACUGUGGGCAGAACAUUAUACUGGAUAAUUGGAGAGAAUAGAUAAUUUAGUAAAUGUCUCCUGCACACAAUCUAGUGAAUCAUUAUAAUAUGGCCUCAUUUUGCUUGAGGUGUAUUACGACAAUUAUUUCAUACCAUUCAUAUCCUAAUGUAAUCACAAGACCCAGUCUACUAUCAAAGAUAAGUAAUUUUUUGAUUGUCUGCCAUUUAAAAAUAUUGGCAUCCCAGUUCUACAAAUAAUGAAAAAAUUUAUCUGUGAUAAACUGACUUACUGUGACUAUAUUUAAGUAGUAUUAAUUAGUUACCUCUGCCUCAGUCAAAUAAUAGAAGAUAGUCCCCCAAAUCAGUAACUUUGCAUUAAAGCAGACCCUGGGUGCUAUAAUUAUUUAGAGGCAGACAGCUAUCAUCCCAAUGGAUUUAGUAUCUUCUGUAAUUGAAAAAGUUCACCAAAUUACUUUUUAAUCUACAUGUACAUUUUAUAAGGGACAUAUUCUGUGUAUAGUGAAUAAAUAACUUUUAUAGUGUCACAAAAUGUUUUUGCAUUCCUUAGUUACUUAUUAGGAUAUGAAGCUUGUUAACCAUACAUUGAUUCCAUCACAUGAAUUUCGUUGUAUUUUUGUCACAUUUUAAAUUAUGUGAAAAUCUGCAACCAGUAUAAGCCUUUAUAACACUUUUUUAAAUGUAGUAAAGUACACAUAAAUGAAGGGAGGUACAAUGAAGGUUAUUUGUAUCUGUAUUAAAUUUCAGCCUGCCCAAAAUCACACAGGCUGAAGGUACAAGAUUAUAGUUCAUAAAUUGACUUAAUUUUUUUUUAUUUGGAAUCAAGUUGGAAAUGUUUUUUUCAAGGGGACAAUAAAAUCGAUACAACUGAAUUUAGAGCUUAUUUCAAGUAAAAUUAAAAGCUUUUGUUACAAGAUGUAUUUUAUUUUAUACCUUUACAUAAUUAUUAGCCUUGGUUUUUACAGGUAAAGUUCCAUGGGGUUUAUUUUCUAAGCAGUAUUUGUGUGGUUGAUAGAUAUUUUGCCCUCUACCUCUCUCCAUUUCCUUUCAAAUUGAGGCUAAAGCCUUCCAGCGGAGAGAAUUGAAUUGCAUAUUCAGUUGUUUGGGGUUUUUGUUUUUUAGUUUUAUGUACUGCCAACAUUUACUGCUUGGGUUUCAUUUAGUUGGAAAAUACCUUGUUCACUUACAAGCACAACCCCACAAGUGUUGAGAGCUAAGACUAAAGUUUGGGUCGUUUUUGGAGACAGGGACAGGGUCUCCCUGUAGCCCCACCCAGCUGGCUAAUGUAGAUCAGGCUGGAGAUCAGAGAACCGCCGCCUUCUGCCUCUCAGGUGCAGUGGUUAAAGGCAUGUGUCACCCCGCCUAGCCUGAGAGCUGAGUUUUAAAUGUGGUAAAUCAGAAAGGCCCGUGUGUUUCUGGCAGCCAUUACAGUGAAUUGUUUUAGUCUGUCUGCUGUGGCUUCUGUGUAUAUUAAAGGGUAUCAGUAUUAUCAAGCAUUUACUGUGCCAAGCUGGAUGCUUCAGAUAGUCCUAUUUAACCCUAAAAUCACUCCUGGAAAUGGGAACUUAACACCAUUUUAUAAAUGAGAAAGUAGGCUUUUGUGGAAUACCUACUGUCGGACAGGCAUUUUUGCAUACAUUCGUUCCUCAUUGUUAACAAUGGAUUCCUUUUCUGAAUGAGUAAAGAUCUCAAGCUCUUGUAGUUCACCAAGUCUAAUGGCCUGGCUUCCCAAAUUUCAAUUUCUUGUUGUAUUGCUUUUUCACCUUGUUCCGACUUAAGAGUAUGAAGUAAUGGGCUGUGACUUGAACGAUAGUCAGAAAUCAGUGUCAUUCAAACCUUUAAAGGUCCCAAGGAGUGAAACAUUCUCAAUUUCCAGUAAUGACUUAAUAGGUGAAGCAAACAGCUUAUCUUCAACUAUUAACUUUUGAGAAGACAUUCUGCUAGUCAUUAUGGGAAAAAGACUUUGUCUUUGGGUCUUUUCCUCUAACAGUGUUAUAUUUAUCUAUUUGUAAAGCAGGUCACCAUUCACCCUUGUGAUAAAAGUGGAGAUUUUUCUUUGGUAUAAAAAGUGAGGCAUGUAAAUUUAUUUCAUUGAUAAUUAACAGUAGUUUGUAAAGAAGUAAAGGCCUUUGUAAUCUAGUCCUUUGCAGAUCACAUUUCUUUGAAUGCUGGAGAGUGAAAUAAUAAAACUGGUCUAGGAGCUAAAAAAAAUAAAUCUUGUUUUUUUUUUUUUUUUUUAAAGAUUUUGCUGAACCUUACAGACAUGACUACUACAAUAGUCAUUUUUGUUUCUGCAACAGACUUUAGAGAUAUACUCUUUGGCUUAAAUAACUAUGAAAAUGUGUCGUGUCUCCCCCCUUCCUCGAAAACCACUAGGAAGCUGCAAAACUUACCAGAACCCUUUGAGCUCACGUAUACACACUUUGUACUUACUGAGUUGUAAGGUUAUGGUCAUGGAGUCUGUCAUACUACACACUAUACUGUAAACAUGUGUAGUUAUGACCUGUUGAAAGCUCACGACUACCUUCAGCAGCCCUAACCAAUAGAAUAGGUUCUCUCUACUGCUUUCAUGUUCCCAUACUUUGACAACUAGCAGACUUCAUCAGUACCUCUUUUCCUUGCUAUUCUGACAUUAUGUCUCAAAUUUGCACUUUCUGCUUCCUGAGUAAUGAAUGAGAUUGUAGGUGUGAAUUACAGUGCCCAGCUUUGAGAGGUCUGUAUCAUUGACCCCUUUAUUCACGCUAUAUGCACAUUUCUUUCUUCCCUCCAUUCAACUAAUCAGUUCCCAAACUAGAAAUCUAAUUAUAUUGCUGUAUUUAAUGUGUAUACCAAAAAUUAAUGUAUAUCCUGUGGUACAAAGAAUUUGACAUCAUUUGCCUUGUUCAUGGAAAUUGCACUGGGAACAAAACCUCCUAAAUAUUUCCUGCCAUUUGCAUGAAUGAGAAAGUACGGCUUUCCUGGAGCUGUUAGGGUUACUAAUUUAAGCUGCCCUCACUUCAGAAAUCUAUCCACAGGGUUUUGCUUUCCUUCCAAAGGUCUUGUAGAACUAAGAAUUUUUGCCAAUUUAAGUUCUUUUCAUGAAGUAGGAAAAACAGUUUGGUUGGGGGGGAGUGUCUUACUAUUAACUGCAGGAAAAGAAGUUACAGCUAAAGUAACUGCAUCACUAUCAAAACAGCAAAUUAGUAGCCUCUUCAAGCCAACAGUUCUAUCACAAGAUUAGGCAGCCAUAAGUUAUUUAAAUAAAAACAAACUACUGAGGGGGUAAAUUUUUAUUUCAUGUUCCAAAUUAAGAUUAUGUGCUUUAAGACUACAUAUUUGUCCUUGAGGAUAUUCAGUGUUUAAUUCGGCCAGUAUCUCAUCUGAACUUAUUUGAAGAAAUGGAGCUAUUUUGCUUGUAACAAUGAAAAAUAACUUGUUAUAAUAAAUCUUUGGGUUUAAAAGAUGGGGGGAGCAGGAGCCUUGUGCUGCAUUUUACAUCUCUCAAAAAUAGGAAAUGUUUAAUGCAGACAAUAUCUUUUUGGUUAUAAAACUUACAAUAAUAAGAUUUACUUUGAAGUAUAAUGUACAAUCAAAUCAGUUACACACUGACACUUAAACAUGGGGGCAGUCUUUAAAAUCAACUGGG
Molecule: messenger RNA, 5065 nt
Organism: Nannospalax galili (Upper Galilee mountains blind mole rat)
Lineage: Eukaryota; Metazoa; Chordata; Mammalia; Rodentia; Spalacidae
Gene: Srsf10
Product: serine and arginine rich splicing factor 10
Exons: 7
Coding region: 176-829 (217 amino acids)
Molecular function (GO): RNA binding
Source: RefSeq, a predicted model, not a curated record